Dicentrarchus labrax (European seabass) is the source of this 3193-nucleotide messenger RNA. RefSeq names its product solute carrier family 26 member 6 (gene slc26a6.2). Gene Ontology annotation, molecular function: bicarbonate transmembrane transporter activity; secondary active sulfate transmembrane transporter activity; oxalate transmembrane transporter activity. NCBI's taxonomy places the organism in Eukaryota, Metazoa, Chordata, Actinopteri, Moronidae. The coding region runs from base 545 to 2707 and encodes 720 amino acids. Gene Ontology annotation, cellular component: membrane. The record is from RefSeq and is a predicted model, not a curated record. Gene Ontology annotation, biological process: transmembrane transport. The transcript has 20 exons.
AGACACAGCAGUGGAGCCACAACACAGAUAAUCGUCUCACCCUGAGACAGAGAGGAGACAGAGAAGAAAGAGGAAACAGUAUAUAUUAAGGGUGUUUGUUCUUGUAUGUUUGAUUAGAAAAUCCUGUCUGUUGUGGAUUUUACAUUACUUUUUACACUUGGAUCUGAAAGAAAAUUCUACACGGAUUUAAUUUGAAGCCUGGGGACCAGUGCACACUGGAAGGAUUAAUUCUUCUUAAAGAGGGAAGAGGGACAUGCCAUCUUAUAAGUGAAGGAACUUUUUUUUUUUUCAUUUAGGUGGAAUAUUUUCAUUAGAACCCUGACCAUAGAUGGACCUGGAGUUGGAUCUAUUUCCUCUGAACUGGAUAAACGAAUAAAAGAUGACAGCAUAGAAGACAAAACAUUACAUUACUGAAAACAUACUCUAACUUCCGUGGUUCAUCUCAGGUCUUCACUACAUUCUACGCUUUUUGUAAAAGACGCAAACAAAUCAAGACAUUAUAAAACAUUUACUCAGAUACUGCUGGAGCACACAAGUUUUAGCUAUGGCAGAAAGGAGACGAAUGGGCUACAGCAUGCACAGGAAGAUCCUGGAUGAAGGAGCAGUGGAUGAGAUGGCAGAAAAGUCUGACUCUAAAACUUCUCUGUCUGAGAAGGUCAAAAAGUCAAUGAGGUGUUCUGGUCCCAGGUUGAAGAACUGCCUCUUGGGUACUGUUCCUGUUGUAUCGUGGCUGCCUCGAUACUCCAUCAGAGAAAAUGCCCUGGGUGACCUGAUCUCUGGAAUCAGUGUGGGGAUCAUGCAGCUGCCGCAGGGUAUGGCCUAUGCUUUGCUAGCAGCUGUUCCUCCAGUCUUUGGCCUUUACUCUUCCUUCUACCCAGUCCUCAUCUACUUCAUCUUCGGCACAUCCAAGCACAUCUCAAUUGGAACAUAUGCGGUAAUGAGUGUAAUGAUAGGAGGGGUGAUAGAACGAUUAGCGCCAGACUCAAAUUUUAUGAUAUGGGACAAUGAGACCAACUCCAGUAUAAUUGAUGUCACUUCCCGGGAUGCUGAGAGAGUCAGAGUGGCUGCAGCCGUCACCUUCAUAUCUGGAUUAUUUCAGAUUGUGCUCGGUUUAGUCCAGUUUGGUUUUGUCGUGACCUACUUGUCUGAGCCGCUGGUCCGAGGUUACACCACAGGAGCUGCCAUCCACGUCAUCGUGUCCCAGCUCAAAUACACUUUUGGCAUCAGCCCCGUGAGACACAGUGGACCCUUCUCACUGAUAUAUACUGUGUUGGAGGUGUGUUAUCUUCUUCCACAAACCAAUGUUGGCACUCUUGUGGUCAGCAUCGUCGCUAUAAUCGGUCUCAUCCUCGCUAAGGAGCUCAAUGCAUACUUGAGUAAAAAACUACCUAUUCCUAUACCUGUGGAGCUGCUUGGUAUUGUCAUUGCUACAGUAGUUUCCUGGCAAGUUGACUUGAAUGGGAAAUAUGGAGUGGAUGUGGUAGGACUGAUUCCCUCAGGUCUCCAGCCACCUGCUCUCCCAGCUGUGUCUCUGUUUGGUCAGGUGAUUGGAGAUGCCUUCGCCCUGGCUGUGGUUGGCUACGGCAUCGCCAUCUCACUGGGACGAAUCUUUGCCCUGAAAUAUGGAUACAGUGUGGACAGCAACCAGGAACUAAUCGCUUUGGGUCUGAGUAACUCCGUCGGAGGAUUCUUCCAGUGUUUUGCCAUCAGCUGCUCCAUGUCUCGCACUAUGGUUCAGGAGAGCACAGGAGGGAAGACUCAGGUUGCUGGGGCUCUAUCAGCAAUAGUUAUCCUUUUCAUCACACUCUGGAUUGGAGCUCUCUUUGAAGAUUUGCCAAAGGCAGUGCUGGCCGCCAUCAUCUUCGUCAACCUCCAUGGCAUGAUGAAGCAAUUCAUGGACAUCCCUGCACUCUGGAAGAGCAACAAAGUAGACAUGGUGGUCUGGGUAGUCACCUUCAUCCUCACCGUGUUGUUCAACCCCGACCUGGGACUGGCUGCUUCUAUCGGAUUCUCCAUGCUCACCGUCAUCUUCAGGACACAGCUACCUCAAUACUCUCUAUUAGGGCAGGUCCCAGACACUGACAUUUACAGGCCACUGGAGGACUACAAUCAGGUGAGGCAGGUACCAGGGAUUUUGAUCUUCCAUUCCUCUGCCACCCUCUACUUUGCUAAUGCUGAGAUGUACCAGGAUGCCCUUGCAAAGAAGUCUGGCUUUAACAUUACCAAGAUCCUGUCAGCCAAGAAGAAACUAGAGGCCAAAAGGAAGAGGCAUGAAAAGAAAAAUGCCAAGAAAGCCAAGAAAGCUGCCAAGAACAACGCAGUUGACCCGGGGAAGGUGACCAGAGACAUGAUAUUUACCGGGGAGCCAGAGAAGGAGGAGAAGGACAUUGCCAUCAUUGAGAUCGAUGCUGAGCACGACCCCUCACUCCCCAGAGCCAUCAUCCUCGACCUCAGCCCUGUUAACUUCCUGGAUACUGUGGGAGUCAAGACGCUACGCAGGAUCCGGAAUGACUACGAAGAAAUUGGUGUAGAGGUGCUUCUUGCUGGCUGCCAGACUGGUGUGGUGGACAACCUGCAGACUGGAGGUUUCUUUAAUGAAAAAGUGACAAAGUCCUGUCUCUUCUACACCGUCCAUGAUGCCGUUUUGCACUGUCAGUCCUCCAGAAAACUAAGCCAAGAUAAGGAGAUCACAGCAACACAUUUCUGAGCCCUGAGAGGAACGACAUAUUAUGAAGAAGUGCCAGACACUCUGUCUAUAUGAGGAUUUUAUCCAGCGAGCCUCAGAGAACUGGAUCAAUCGUCUGUCAGAAACACACACACACACACACACACACACACACACACGUUGUAAAAAACACAAUACAUGAAGCCAAAAACAACAGAAUGUAAAGAAACAGACUACACAUAUGAAGUUGCACAGUAAAAUGCAGUGCCACACACACACACACACACACACACACACACACAAGUCAUAGAAAAGCAACACAAACAUACAAACAGGCAAUUAAAGCAUAUUAAUAUUGAUUGACAUUUGUCUGUGAUGUAUUUUUAGCCAACUUUGAAUGCCAUGUUUGACAAUGAAGUUAUUUAAGCCUUUUAAUCACUAAGAAACAUAAAUACCUGCAUGCAUGGUUUAUUUAAAAAUCUGCCAAUAUCCAUGUACUUACAUGAAAAAUAAAUCUUAUUUUACUUA